UGGAUUGGAUUUUUACUUCUAAACAAAAUGGAUUAUUUACAGGGAUUUUUUUAAUGGGUGCAUCCUCUAGGUUGGAUUUUGAUUUAGAGAAACACGACUUAUUGUCAUCCUCAAUUAUAACCCCUGUUGGGGAAAAAAUACCCUACAAUUAUCUCACCCGCACCCAUUCUCUCUAGUGGCCAAGUGUUACUCCUACAGAUCCGAAUCAGUGGUGCACCAAGGUGGCUCUUCAUGCCUUUUGCUGGAACAUAUGGGUUGAAUAGGAGAGUCUGUAAUCGAUGAGAUGAAGAUGUUGCGAGAUGCUGCAAAAUACUUAACUUGGAGAGAAGGGUUAAGAAUCAGUUGGUCCUUAUAAUUCGAAUUGUUAGAAGAAAUUUAAUUGUGGAUCAUAUCUAAUUUACUAACAAGGCGAGGACGUACGUAAGGUUCUUUGCAGCUGGCAUCUUGCCGUUUGGUCUUGUAAGGAGUUUCAUUUACUUGCUUCACCUGCUCCUUUUGCUCUUUAAUUAUGAUGUUGUUAUUUUUGUGAGGAGGCGCAAGUCGUAAUCCCCCUUUCACUUCCAUUUCAUUACACUAAUAAUACUAUAUCACCCUUAACCAAAAAAGGGGGGAAAAGUCAAAUUCAUCGAAUUAUUGCCUCGUUCGAGUAAAGCAGGAGGAAAGCUCAGAACGUCGGGAAAGGAGGAUACAAAUCUAUUGACACAAUCCUCUUCGUACAGUGAGAUCAAUACAGUCAAAAUCACUAUUCUACGUAAAAAGCAUUUUGAUGAUCUAGAAAAGGUAAAAACGUAAGCUUCAAAAUCUAAGAAUAUAUCUGAAGUGUAGAGAAGAAACUUUCGCGGAAUAUGGGACCAAAAGGUAAAGCCAGCAUGCAUGGAAUCAACAGAAGGACGUAGUAGCCUUUAUAACAAGCAGCUACUACCCGUACCAAACCUACCACACCUACUUCUGAUCGGCCAAAACCCAGAGCGAGAAGCUUCAAGUUGUUGGCAAUGUCCCUGGACACAGUAGCUGUUAGAAGUUUGUGUUAGCAUUGCUACACAAACUUCUAAUUUCUAACAGUAGCCACCUCCGAAGUCACUAACUUCUACAAAUAUUUAAUAUUUACAUAUUGCUACACAAACUUCUAACUUCUAAUAGUAGCCACCUCCGAAGUCACUGACUUCGUGAUAUCAGAAGGCCAAUGGCUUCACAGGGUUGGUAGAUUCAGGUUUCGCCACUACCCUCCCAACGCAAUACAUCCAGCCCCUGGCAGAGAUGCUCAUCGAAUCCAUCAAAAUCACGCCCUUUAGCUUCAAUAGCCAUCAAUUCAUCGUCGACAUCGCCCAAAAGCUUAACCCGCUUUCCACCCGCCACUCGUAUUCAUAAAUCAAAACAACAUCUAACAUAAACGAAACAACAUGAAUAGUUUAUGAAUGCUAUUAGUAUUCAUGGUGUAAGGAAGUGGUUAAGUACGUACCAUACAUGAGCAUCUUCCAACAACUCGAGUUAUUGGGACCAACGGGUUUAUAAUGACACAACAUUAAAGCUGGUUUGUCAUUGAGAUCAUGUGUUCAAAUCUUCACGAACCCAAAAAUAUUAAUUGUAGUUUUCAAUCACAUUAUAUUGUAUGUCGGACAUGUACAAACUUCACACUCAUAAAAAUAACUGCUACUAUAGACAUCACCAACCACCAAAGACCAAACACCCAUCCGACAGCAAAAACUACACCCCCAUGUCACCGCCAAUCGGAACCUCCACCUUCAACUGGAAACCACCACCGCGCACUAUAACAAUAGAAUCACAUCAGAACCUUACUCUGCACAGAGACCGACCUCGGGAUCUAAGCACAAACCUAAAGACCACAUUGAACAAAAAUGGAAAUUGAAAAUCCACGCACUAAAAAAAAAGGCCAUGUGGUGCAUUAUACGCUUGUUCUUUAUUCUGUUGGAGAGGACAAAACUUUAGGUCGUCCCCAAUGUUAGAGACGACAGUCGUCCCUGAUACCCACUAGUAAUCUUCCAUUUCUUUUUCAUGAAAGAAAAUAUGUCGUUCCCAUAGACAUGGAUUUGGUGACAAUAAAUCGUGCCCUAAACAUUAUAAUUAGCUUGGGGCAAGAUAGUGUCCCCUAUAAUUCAUUUCAUUAGAAUAUUAUGUCUAUUUGGAGAUAAUAUAUUGUCCCAUUUUCUUUUUACAAGGUCGAUAUGUAGUCUCCAUAAGUGUAAAAUUGGAGACAAACAAAUCGUUCCCUAAAGCUUUAUACCAAUGAUCCCUAAUAUUCUAUCUUUGGAGACAACAAAGGAUUCCCAAGGUUGAGGCAGUAUCUCAACUAGUUCAUUCCUUGCGUAAAAAAUGUACACUUAAUAAAAUACAAUAUAGACAAUACUUACCGUUACAGACAAUAAAAAAGAAAAGCCAAUUCGGCUAUGAGGGAAAUGGGUUGUUGCCGGCGGAAAUGGGUUGUUGCCGGUCACGGUAAAAGGUGAAGCCGGCGGCUAUACCCUACUAGAAAUGACCGGAGUUGGUUGAGUUUGCUCAAUUUAUUGUCAUCCGUCAUUCACUCAAAUACAAGCAUGCACGGAGCCAAAACAAGGAUGGCCACAGCCUUUAUUAUAACACGUAACUACCACCAGUACCAAUUACCAAACCUACUACGUUACUACUGUUCGCCCAAGAAGAAGCAUAUAAAUUGGCUUUUAGUAAUCUCUUCCACAUAUAGCAAAUCAUUGAUUCUCUUGAAUCUUACAUUCAAGGAGAUAAAAAAAAAAAAAAAGGGGGAAAAAAAAACUUUGAGAAGCCUCAACUGCUUGGCAAUGUCUCCAGCCACUGCUGUAGCCGCCACCUCCGAAGUCACUGACUUCGUGGUUCACAAAGCCAAUGGCUUGAAAGGGCUGGUAGAUUCAGGCCUCGCCACUACCCUGCCUCCGCAGUACAUCCAGCCGCCGACGGAGAGGCUCGAAUCGAUCAAGAUCGCCACAUCAGCUUCGAUACCCAUCAUCGACGUCUCGAACUGGGACGACCCAAGCGUCCUAGAUUCGAUCUCUGAGGCCGCCAGCAAGUGGGGUUUCUUCCAGAUCGUCAACCACGGGAUACCCUCCCAAGUUCUGAGCAGGGUGGUGGACGCGGCUCAUGCGUUCUACGCGCAGAGCAACGAGGAGCGGCGCAAGUACUGGAAAGGGAGCUCCCUUUCCGACACCGUUUUCUACAGCACCAGCUUCAGCCCUCAGGCGGAGCAGGUGCUGGAGUGGAAGGAUUUCUUGAUCUUUCAGUAUCUCAAAGGGGAUGGCGAGGACGACGAACCCGUUGGUUCCGAGUUCUGGCCCCUUGUUUGCAGGGAUCAAGUGCUUGACUACGUGAAAAGCGCCGAGCCAGUAAUCAAGAAGCUGGCUGAGGUGCUGCUCAAGAAGCUCAAUGUGAAAGAUGUGAACACAGAGAUACAACGUUGUCUGAGCGGUUCGCCGAGGGUCGCUCUGAAUUACUAUCCGAAGUGUCCAAACCCCGAGCUAGCUGCCGGGGUCGGCCGCCAUUCGGACAUUUCGACCAUCACUAUGCUGCUUCAGGACGAUACCGGAGGGCUCUACGUCCGCGAAAUCAAAGAAGAAGACGAAGAGGAAGAGGAAGAAGAAGGGGAAGGUGGGUUCUGGAUUCCCGUCCCGCCGGUGGAAGGAGCUAUCGUGGUGAACGUCGGGGAUGCGAUGCAGAUAAUGAGCAAUGGCGUUUACAAAAGCGUGGAGCACCGUGCGUUUCCCAACAAGACCGGGAGCAGGGUCUCCGUCCCGAUUUUCGUCGGUCCGGCUGGAGAUGCGGUCAUCGGGGUUCUGCCGGAGGUCUUGGAAGGCGGGGAGAAGAAGGCCGCUUACAAGUCGGUCCUGUAUUCGGAUUACACUGCUCAUUUCUUCAGCAAGGGACAUGACGGGAAGCGUACCUUGGACUUUGCCAGGAUAUGAAAGAAAUAAAUUUAAUGCUCUGCUUUUGUGGUACAAAUAAAGAGAGAUGAAAGGCAGAGCAAUGUGUAAUGCAAUGUCGGUAGUAUCAUCUUGGUGUUUUACUUUAUGACCGCUAUUACUUCAAUGCAAUGUAGUCAAAAUCGCGCUUUACAAUUUAAAAAUUUACGAUUUUACGUUUCUAGUUCACUAAAACGCAUCUACACAAAAUCUCAGUUUUUAUAACUUAUGUUGCUAAAAACUCCGUUUUAAAACUUAAAAACUUACGAUUUUACGCUUCUAGAUCACCAAAACGUUUCUAUGUAAAAACUCGCUUUUGACUACAUUGCUUCAAUGUGGGUAGUAUCAUCUUGUUCUGGAAUGCAAAAAUAAAACAAGAAAUCAAUUCAUUUAAAACACUAUCACUUCUAAAAAAACACAAAUAUCAUUAUAGAUAUAAAACAAGAAAUUAAUACCAAAACAUAAAACAUUACUAUUGCUGCCAACACAAAACACUAUCAACACAUAUACUACUUAUUAAUCAAUACCAUUCCAAAUUUAAUUUCAAUAUGAUAACAUAAAUACAAAAAGCAAUACCAUUACACGAUAAUCAAUACCAAUGCGAAAAAAAUACAACUAUGAAAAAAAUCAAUACUAAUAUAAAAAAUACAUACCAAUACGAAAAAAUAAGAUAUGAAAUCCGGUCGAGAGUUGCCGACUCCUCAUAGCUGCUGCACCCGCGGCAAAUUGUUGGCAAGAGAGAGUGAGGGGAGGCGCGGUGGGUAGGGGUGGAAAGUUUGGGUUGCGGGUUGUGGAUAACUCGCAAACCGCACCAACCCGCACCCAUUGUGGGUAACCAUACCCACAAGUUGUGGGUAGUGGGUUGCGUGUAGAUAGCAAUAUAAUGAUUUUGGUAGUUAGUGGUUAUCUAGUACCCAUCGCGGUUAACCCACAAAAUCCACAAUAACCACAUUGAUUAUAUUUAUUUACUGUAUUAACUUUAUAAUAUAAUAGUAUGUGAAAAGUGGAAGGCUAAAAAUUAAAUAGCCACCAAAAUUAAAUACGCACCUAAGCAGUAUUAUGUGAUAAUUUUUUAGUUUAUAAAAUACUAUAAUCGAGAGAGUGUAGAAUAAUCAAUUCAUUAAAAUUGGACACCUUUAGUAACUUUUAUAUGUAUGUUUUUUUGUGUGAAAGAAACUACAAGAUCAUAUUUAAUUGUCAUAUUCCACCCCUAGUCGGUGAAAUAUGACACAGCUCCCUGACACAAAAGUUGAAUACCAAACUCGAAAAGAAAUAUUCUCCACGUUGAGUAAGAUCAAUAUACAAAAUUCUAUCUCCAUGCAAUACAAUUAUAUAGCACUAUAGUCUAGAUACGAACAAUAAAUACGUUAGUGGCGGGCUCAACUCCAUGCUUGCAAAGAUGAAGUUUUGCGGGUAAUCACACCCAACCCGCAGUGGGUAGUGGUUACCCACUAACCACUGCAGUGCGGGGUGUAGGUAGCAAAAUUGCAAAAUUGUGGGUGUGAAUAACAGUAAAAAUAUGGGGAGGGUAACCACAUCCACCCCAAUUUUCAGCCAUAGCGGUGGGGAGGACAGGUGAAGGGGAGUGAGGAGGGAAACACUCGUCUAGAGGAAGAAAAAAAGGUUGGAAGACGUUUGAUUUUAAAGAGUAAUAAUUACAUGUGAGAUAUUUUUUUGUUUUCAAAACUAUACUUAGUAUAAUCUUGAAUGUUAACUUUUUAAGAAAAUGAAAUGUAUAGAGAUUUAUAGCCAUGGUGGCUACUAAAAACACUAACAAUCCUAAUUCCUAACUCAUCCCAAAAUGCGAUUUUAAAGUCACUAUAGCCUAUGUUUGGCCCGACUUUAGAAGUGUUUUUCGGCUUCAAAAGGUUAAGUAGUGCCAAACACCUCUAAAAGCUCGACUUUUGAAAAGCUAAAAGUGUUUUUCUAUUACAUAAAAGAAGAUGCUCUGAUUUGGAGGUUCUGCGAAAAACUGUUUUAAAAAUACAAGAUUAUUCUUAGC
Messenger RNA from Linum trigynum, 5925 nucleotides. The record is from the annotation of a GenBank genome assembly. NCBI's taxonomy places the organism in Eukaryota, Viridiplantae, Streptophyta, Magnoliopsida, Malpighiales, Linaceae.